AUGCGUUUCAACAUCGUCACCCUCCUCCUGGCCGGAGUUACUGCCACCUCCGCCGCCACUACCACCUCCGCAGCAAGCUCAGCCUCAACCUGCUCGCCCUCAUCUUCUGAUGCCAAGGUCCUCGAAUUUGCCCUGGGUGUCUCCAACUUCAUCGGCAGCUUCUACAACUCUACCGUGAACAGCACCUUCGGAGAGUCGAACAACGCCACCAUCAAAGCAUACCAGAAGAUCCUCUUCGGCCUCGAAAAGGGCAACACUCUAUCCAGCGUAGCCAUCGAGAAAGUCGGCGCCAAAGCCUCCGGCUUCUCCAAGCCCAAGUGCGACUACAAGUUCCCCGAGGUCAACAGCACCCAGACCUGGGCACAGUGGGCCUACCGCUUCGAGGAUACCGUCACUGGUGCUUUCAUCGGUCUUGCUGGCUACACUGAGUCACCUGAGGUCUCCUUCCUCAUGGCUCGCUUGGCUGCCGAGCACAGCGCCCACUCUUCCUUGAUUGGUAGCCGUGUGAACUCGACCUACUUUGCCCAGAACUCUACUUCUCUUGUUGCGGCUUAUGGCCCAGCUCAGAUCUUGUCCACUCGCAACCAGACUGGUAGCCUCGGCGAGUAUCUUGGUGACUGCCUCACUGCCCCGACUAGCCCUUGUGGCCAGCUGAGAAUUGGCCCCUUGGCUGCUACUCCCUCGCCCUCUUCGGGUGCGGCGAGCAGCUCCAGCUUGGCUACUUCUGCUUCCAAGAAGAUCUAA
Messenger RNA from Penicillium egyptiacum, 744 nucleotides. NCBI's taxonomy places the organism in Eukaryota, Fungi, Ascomycota, Eurotiomycetes, Eurotiales, Aspergillaceae. The record is from the annotation of a GenBank genome assembly.